Insectozyma verbasci is the source of this 750-nucleotide messenger RNA. The record is from the annotation of a GenBank genome assembly. Lineage: Eukaryota; Fungi; Ascomycota; Pichiomycetes; Serinales; Debaryomycetaceae.
AUGUUGUUUCCUAGUUUGAUACUAUUUAUAACAUUAUUGAUUCGCGAAGUAAUUUCAGAUCCAAAUAUGGAAGAAUUGGAAGGUACAUGGUCAUCAAAGUCAAAUACAGUUUUCACAGGACCUGGUUUCUAUGAUCCAGUUGAUGAAUUACUUAUAGAACCAGAUUUACCUGGUAUUUCAUAUUCUUUUACUAAAGACGGUCAUUAUGAAGAAGCUUUAUAUAGAGUUGAAGGUAAUCCAAAAAAUCAUUCAUGUCCAGUAGCUUCGAUUACUUAUCAACAUGGAACUUAUGAAAUUUUGUCAAACGGUUCAGUUGUUUUAACUCCUAUUGCUGUUGAUGGUAGACAAUUAUUAAGUGAUCCUUGUAAUUCAGAUGAUCCUACAAAAUCAAAAUAUACAAGAUAUGUUCAACCAACAUAUUUUAAAGCCUAUCGAGUCUAUGUUAAUAAUUAUCAUGGUAGAUAUGCUUUAGAAAUUUAUCAAUUUGAUGGUUCAAAAAUGCAACCUUUAUAUUUAGCAUAUAAGCCUCCAUUAAUGUUACCUACUACUGCAUUAAAUCCAACUGAUCAAAAUUCCGAAACUGAUUCAAGUUUAAAUGAAAAAAGACAAAGAAUUAAAAGAAGUUUGGAAAAUCAAUAUAGGACAAAUGCGGUAAAACAAGUUUAUAAUGAAAAUUUUGAUAAAUAUUGGUGGAUUCUGGUUGGAUGUUUAGGGUUAGCAUCUACAUAUUUUUUUAUAUUCAUGAAAUGA